AUGGUAUACGGUAUGGGAUCUAAUUACUGGGGAUCUCUUGGAUUGGGAGGCAAUGACCAUCGGAGCGAACCGCAAGUCAUCCCAGAGUUGUGUCACCAGAAUAUUCAGCGCUUUCUUACGGGACAUCAAUUGGUUUUGGCUAUAAAUGAUAGGAACUGUAUUUAUUGUUGGUGUCAACCCCUGGGCUCACAUUUGUCGGCACUUAUGAAAUGCGAAAAACCGGUCAAAGUAUUUCAAAUGGAUUUCAUGGGAUUCAUAGACCGAGAAAAUAAUGGUUUGUUUCGAAAUCAUGAGAAAAUCUGCGAAAUAAGUUGCGGUAUGUAUCACAUACUGGCCCUCACUAGUGAUGGCGAUGUCUACGGAUGGGGUGACAAUAGAUCCGCACAAUUAGGUUGUGGUGACUCUUCGGUCAUUCAAUAUGAGCCCAAAAAACUGCAUUUCAAAAAUAAUCCUUCAAAUGAUAGUCCAAUUGAUUGGAUCGAUAGAUUUGAUAGGCUGUGUCCCAUAGGAAAGGGAUCCUUUGGUGAGGUGUGGAAAGUGAAGGAUAAAUCUGAUGGAAGAGAAUAUGCCGAUGAGUCGGAUUCAAGAGUUGUGAUCAAAACAUUGGCUAAAUUGACCGCAGAAUUGGAUAAUUCACUGAAAGUGAACUCACAAUAUGUGGUCAAUUGUUUGGGUUCGUGGGUCGACAGCACUACUUAUUACAUUCAAAUGGAGUUGUGUUCCGAUAGUCUACAGAAUAUUCUUACACUUAAACCACAAGUAUUUGGUCGACAACCGGGAGAACCCAUGAAUUCAAUCGAGUUUUACAUUUCGUGUCAUAUAUUCAAAGAGAUCUUAGAGUGCGUC
Messenger RNA from Oppiella nova, 846 nucleotides. The record is from the annotation of a GenBank genome assembly. Lineage: Eukaryota; Metazoa; Arthropoda; Arachnida; Sarcoptiformes; Oppiidae.